CAGAGCCCAGCACCUGGCACCGUGUGGGCACACAGACGGAACGGAAAACCAGAGUUGUUCCUUAGGGCCUGUCCAUCGAGUUGAAAAUGGCCACCCUGCCCCCCCUUCAGAUGAUGCGUCCAAAGCUUAUGUCCAUAGCCAGCGCCAAGCUGCCCUGCUCCAACAAUGUUCGAAGCAUGCCACGCUCUCAAUUGAUCAAAGAGAAAGAUGACAUAGAUCAUUAUCUGGAGAUGAGUUUCAAAGGAUUGUCAAAAGAGGAGGUCGCUGUCUACCGGAACUCAUACAAGAAGAACAUCUGUGUGGAUUUGCUGCGCGAUGGUUACCUUAACGCCUUCAUCGAACUCUUUGGUUUGAUAGAGAAGUGGGAGAGUAUGAGGCUUAUUGCCAAGGAGAAGGAGACCUUCUGGCCGCAGAAACCCCUGGAGGAUCAGCCGGAGAAACUGGAUCAUCUCUACUACCACCUGACCAAGGCCGAGGAAGCUGGCAGGAAAAAAUCCCCCGAACAUGUCUAUGAUAACUUGUACGCUCUGGCCUGUUACUUCAAUAACAAUGAAGACACAUGGGUCCGGAACCACUUCUUUGAACGAUGCUUUCAGGUGGCUAAAGAGAUCAAAUUGGACGGCGGGAGGAAGGAGGCCGAGGCGCACCGAAAUAUGGCUUUUCUCUACGAGGAAGAAGGUCAGCUUCAUGAGGCUACGGAGCAUUACGAAGCAUUCCAUCAAUUGACACAAGGGCGGAUGUGGAAGGAUGAGACAGGCCGCUCUCUCAACUUGUUGGCCUGUGAGAGUCUCCUGAGGACUCUCCGAUUACUCGCCGACAAAAUGCUGGAAAAUAAAGAAUACAAACAGGCCAUCAAAAUUCUAAUAAAAGCUUCUGAAAUCGCCAAAGAAGGCAAUGACAAAACGAUGGAAGGACAAGCUUACUAUUACCUGGGCUUAGCGCACUCAGCUGCUGGGGAGUUCGAGACCUCGCUGCAGGCCCUGAACAAUUUCCGUAGUAUCUCGACAUACUUGCAGGAUAAGCCCAGCCUGACCAAAGCCUACGAAGCCAUCGCCAAGGUCCUGCAGAGCCAAGGAAAGAUGACAGAAGCAAUUAAAUACUUGAAAAAAUUGUUGAAAAUUGCAAGAAACAAUUUUCAAAACCUUGAUAUUGUGAAAGCAAGUAUGAUGCUUGGGGAGAUCUACAAUGAAAAAGGUGAAUACAACAAAGCUACUGAAUAUUUUCAGCAAGCUUUUAAAACAACAGCAGAGUUAACGAAUGCUACUAUGAUGGAUGAAACCAAAGUUCAUUAUGGAAUAGCAAAAGCUCAUAAGAUGAUGCUGAAUGUCACUAAUUACAUCGAAGCUGCAGAUCACAACAGCCUUGAAUGCCUGCUUUCAUGGAAAGAGAACAGAAGUGAUGCUGUGCCGAGUUUCAAUGCUGCGCAUUUAUUCAUUGAUACAUGA
Sorex fumeus (smoky shrew) is the source of this 1445-nucleotide messenger RNA. RefSeq names its product tetratricopeptide repeat domain 29 (gene TTC29). Gene Ontology annotation, molecular function: protein binding. The record is from RefSeq and is a predicted model, not a curated record. NCBI's taxonomy places the organism in Eukaryota, Metazoa, Chordata, Mammalia, Eulipotyphla, Soricidae. The transcript has 11 exons. The coding region runs from base 87 to 1445 and encodes 452 amino acids.